This is a messenger RNA of Hydra vulgaris (swiftwater hydra), 2418 nucleotides long. The record is from RefSeq and is a predicted model, not a curated record. NCBI's taxonomy places the organism in Eukaryota, Metazoa, Cnidaria, Hydrozoa, Anthoathecata, Hydridae.
AUGUCAGCCAACUUGGAUCCUAUGGUUUAUCCGCUGAUUUUUCCAAGAGGUGAUGCUGGUUGGCAUAAUCAAUUGGUGCAUAACCCUGAGCGUGCCACACUGCAGUAUGCUGUAGAUGCAUAUGUAAAAAUUGAAGGCCAGCGUCUUGCUUUUAUCAGAAAUAAUCAAAAUAAGCUGAGAAGCGAGCAGUACGAUGCCUUACAUGAACAUAUUAACAACAUUGCCAAUGAUCGUAAUAUUAGACCAGGGCGAGUAGUAGUUUUGCCAUCAUCUUAUAAUGCGAAUGAUAGACCUGAUUUGGUUACUCGAGUAUUUAAACUCAAGUUAAAUAACCUCCUCAAUGAUAUAUUCAAACAUGGUGUAUUAGGCAAAGUUGUAACGCAUGUUCAGGUUAUUGAGUUUCAAAAGCGUGGUUUGCCGCAUGCCCACAUUUUACUUCAUUUAGCAAAUGAUGAUAAACUUGAAACAUCACAGGAUAUCGAUAAUUUGAUUUGUGCAGAAAUUCCAGAUCUGAUAGUUAAUUGUGAACUUUAUGAUAUUAUCAAAACUUGCAUGAUUCACGGCCCAUGUGGGAUACUGAAUCCAAAUUCUCCCUGCAUGAAAGAUGGGGUGUGCAGCAAAAAAUAUCCUAAAGAUUUUAAUGCCAACACAGUAGCUGUUCACAAUGGUUAUCCGCGCUAUAGGCGUCGUGAUAAUGGGUUGGUUAUCAAUAUUAAAGGCAAUAAUGUAGAUAACCGUUGGGUGGUACCUUAUAAUCCUUGGUUAUCAAAGAAAUAUCAAGCCCACAUUAAUGUUGAAGCUUGCAUGUCAGUGAAGGCUGUUAAAUAUUUGUAUAAAUACAUAUACAAAGGGCAUGAUUGUGCGAAUGUUUUGAUAAAUGAACAGGUUAAUCACGAUGAAAUAAACACUUUCUUAGAUUGUCGUUAUGUUAGUGCACCUGAGGCGCUGUGGCGAAUAUUUGAGUAUCCCAUAAGUCAUAUGUCACACUCUAUUAUCCGUCUUAAGGUUCAUCUUCCUGAGAAUCAGAUUGUGCAUUUUAGAGAAGGAGAAGAACAAGUGGCGUUAGAUCGUGCUGCUCAACGUGAUACACACCUUACGGCCUGGUUUAAAUUGAAUUCUGAAAAUGAAGGAGCCAAUCGCUAUUCAUAUGUUGACAUUCCAUAUCACUUUGUAUUUGAUGAUAAACAUUGUAAAUGGAAGGUUAGACAAAGAGGUGGAAAUAAGGUGAUAGUAAGAAUGUAUAAAGUUAGUCCAACAGGAGAAUUAUUUUUUCUUAGAUUGUUACUUUUACAAGCAAAAGGAGCAAAAUCUUGGGAGGAUUUGCGUACUGUUAAUGGAAUAGUUCUUGAAACCUUUCGUGAAGCGUGUGUUUUUAAUGGUUUGUUGCAAGAUGACACUGAAUGGCAGAAUACUCUUUCUGAGGCAGUUUUAACGCGAAUGCCUAAGCAAAUCAGGCAGCUGUUUUCAAUUAUUUUAACCUUUUGUGAACCUGAUGACCCUUUGCAUCUUUGGAAUUCGUACAAAGCCUUUAUGAUGGAGAAUUUUAUUCAUCGCCAAGUUCCAUUUAUAUUAGCUGAACAAGCUACUCUUCUUCAAAUUGAAAAGAUUAUUAAUCAAAGUGGUAAAACGCUAUCUGAUUAUAAUUUGCCUGUUGUUGAUGAAUUCAUAGAUUUUAAUCUAGAAAAUUUAAAUGAUAAUGUUCAGCAAUCAAUUGACGAAGCUAAUCGAAUGAGACCGCUUCUUAAUGUCAAUCAAUUAAAUGUAAGUAAUGCUGUCCUUGCUGCAUUGAACGAGCAACCAUGUGUAGAAAAUCAACAUUCCAGAUUGUUUUUUAUGGAUGGACCAGCCGGUAGUGGCAAAACUUUUACAUAUAAUUAUUUGAUUGCUGAAAUGAGCAGUAGGGAUGUUAAAUCUGCUACAGCUGCAUGGACUGGCAUAGCAGCAACUCUUCUUACAAAUGAAUCUACGCUGCACGGGUUAUUUAAACUUCCUGUCCCAAUACUGGAUAACAGCACAUGUAAUGUGACUCCUAACUCUAUUCAGGGACAAUUUUUAAGGCAAGUUAGUUUGUUUAUGCUUGACGAGACAUCCAUGAUUCCCAAACACGCUUUAAAUGCAAUCGAUCGGUUGUUAAAAGAUGUUUGCAACAACAACUUUCCAUUUGGAGGAAAAGUCAUUCUUUUUGGUGGUGACUUUAGGCAAAUUUUGCCUGUUGUGAAAAGAGGGAGACCAGCUGAAGUUGUAGAAUCAUGUAUAAAAUGUUCUUUACAGUGGCAAUGGGUGCAAAAGUUUACAUUAACUGAAAAUAUGAGAGUACGUGAUGGAAAAGGAGAUUUUUCCGAAUGGCUGUUAAAACUUGGUAGUGGAACAAUACCUGGCAAGGAGGAAGAUCCUUUUAAGGGAUGUAUUGAAUUUUGA